GGUGCCGAGCUGCAGGCCCUCAGUGGCUGAGGAGGCUUGAAAGGUUCGGUGUGUAGUUCUUUGAGCGCUGCUGCUGGGCGCUGCUGUGAGGGGAGCAGGCUCCGAAGUCGCCAUGACUGCAAUGACCUAUGAUGAUGUGCACGUGAACUUCACUCGAGAAGAAUGGGCUUUGCUGGACCCUUCCCAGAAGAGUCUCUACAAAGAUGUAAUGCUGGAGACCUACAGGAACCUCACUGCUAUCGGUUAUAAUUGGGAAGACCAUAAUAUUGAAGAACAUUUUCAAAGUUCUAGAAGACAUGGAAGGCAUGAAAGAAGCCAUACUGGAGAGAAACCCACUGAAUAUACUCAAUGUGGUAAAGCCUUUGCAUAUCCAAGUUAUCCUCAAAGGCAUGAAAUAAUUCAUACUGGAGAGAAACCCUAUGAAGGUAUUCAGUAUGGUGAAGCCUUUGCACAUCACAGUAGUCUCCGAAUACAUAAAAGCACACAUACUAGAGAGAAACCCUACAAAUGUAAUCAAUGUGAUAAAUCCUUUUCACAACAUAGUUAUCUGAGAACACAUAAAAGAACACAUACUGGAGAGAAGCCCUAUGAAUGUAAUCAAUGUGGUAAAGCCUUUGUAUAUCACUGUUAUCUUCGAAUACAUAAAAGAACACACACUGGAGAGAAACCCUACAAAUGUAAUCAAUGUGAUAAAGCCUUUUCACAACCCAGUCAUCUUCGAAUGCAUAAAAGAACACAUACUGGAGAGAAACCCUAUCAGUGUAAUCAAUGUGGCAAAGGCUUUGUAUGUCAGAGUCAUCUUCAAAGACAUGAAAGAAUUCAUACUGGAGAGAAACCCUAUGAAUGUAAUCAAUGUGAUAAAGCAUUUUCACAACACAGUUCUCUCCAAACACAUAAAAGAACACAUACUGGAGAGAAACCCUAUGAAUGUAAGCAUUGUGGUAAAGCCUUUGCAUAUCAUGGUUAUCUUCAAAUACAUGAAAGAACACACACUGGAAAGAAACCCUAUAAAGGUAUUCAGUAUGGUGAAGCUUUUGCACAUCAGACUGGUCUCCAAAUACAUAAAAGAACACAUGCUGAAGAGAAAACCUAUGAAUGUAACCAAUGUGGUAAAGCCUUUGCAUAUCACAGUAGUCUCCAAAAACAUAAAAGAACACAUACUGGAGAGAAACCUUACAAAUGUAAUCAGUGUGAUAAAGCCUUUUCACAACACAGUUAUCUCCGAAUACAUAAAAAAACACAUACUGGAGAGAAACCUUAUGAAUGUAAUCAGUGUGAUAAAGCCUUUGCAUAUCGUGGUCAACUUCAAAGACAUGAAAGAAUUCAUACUGGAGAGAAACCUUACAAAUGUGAUCAGUGUGGUAAAGCCUUUUCACAACACAGUUAUCUCCAAAUACACAAAAGAACACAUACUGGAGAGAAACCCUACGAAUGUAAUCAGUGUGGUAAAGCCUUUGCAUAUCAUGAUUAUCUUCAAAUACAUAAAAGAACACAUACUGGAGAGAAACCCUAUGAAUGUAAUCAAUGUGGUAAAGCCUUUGCAUAUCAUGGUUAUCUUCAAGUACAUAAAAGAACACAUACUGGAGAGAAACCCUACAAAUGUAAUCAAUGUGAUAAAGCCUUUUCACAUCACAAAAGUCUUCAAAUACAUAAAAGAAUACAUACUGGAGAGAAACCUUAUGAAUGUAACCAAUGUGGGAAAGCCUUUGCAUGUUGCAGUGGUCUUCAAAGGCAUGUAAGAAAUCAUGCUGGAGAGAAACCCUAUGGAUGUAUUUAACAUGGUAAAGCCUUUGCACAUUUCCAUAGUCUUCAUUAUCACAAAAGUAUUUAUACUGGUGAGAAGCCCUAUGAAUAUAAGCAAUGCUAUAAAGCCUUUGCCCUUGACAGUUAUCUCUGAAUGCAGAAUAGAACACACACUGGAAGGAAACCUUAUGAAUGUUCUUAAUGCCUUUGUGUUAUGAUGACUGCUGACUGCUUAGAUCCAACACAACUCAAAACCGGGUCAAUGCAAAUGACAAGGAUUUAUUGUAAUCAAGCUGCUACUGAUCUGUCAGUGCCACAGAACAGAUUCAGGAGCUGAAAUGUGACCUGGAGCCAGAAUGUUACAGAGCUUUUAAGCUUGAAACCACAAACAUCUGUGCCAAAUUACAGUUAAAUUUUUUCACCAAUCAGGACUUAAGGAUGGGGCCUUUCCUUAUGUGGUUGAUCUGUGUCAACUGAUACAGAAUUUGGGUUUUACAAUCUAAUGAGCUUCAUUUGUUCUUUUGUGGUUAGAACAGUCAUAUUUUGGGAAACAAAAAGUAAAUAACAAAAGCCGUGGUUAAGAAUAGUUAUGUUUAGGAGAACAAAAGAUGAAUAAUGGAAGCUGCUCAUCUUUUGGGAAGCCCCCAGCUCUCCCAGGACAUGGGAACCUGAAGUUAGUUUCACCUGAUGAUUAAAUGGAGUCUGAAAACAAAAAGGUGGUAUUUAGGACAGGUUUCUUUUGCUUGUUCCCAACGUUUGCAUAUCGCAGUCUCCUUAAAAUAUGUAAACUAACACACACUGGAGAGAAACCUUACAAAUGUGAUCAAUGUGAAAAAGCCUUUUCACAACACAGUCAUCUAUGAAUAGAUAAAAACACAUGCUGGAGGGAAACCCUAUGAAUGUAAGCAACGUGUUAAAAGCCUUUGCAUGUAGCAGUAUUUGAAAUUAUGAGAAAAAGUCAUACUCCAGAAAAACCCCUAAAUGUAGUCUGUGUGGUAAAGUUUUACACUUCAUGGUAUCUUCAUACUUGAGUAAAACCUUUAGUGUGUAAUCAAUUUGUUAAAACCUUUUCAUAUCAUGGUAGUAUUUGAGGACCUAAAAGAAUUCACACUGAAGGGAAUCUGUGACUAUAAAGGAUUUGGCAAGAUCUUUGUAGAACCACACUUACAUUCAGCUUACACAAGAUUAUUCUGGAGGAAAAAAAAAUGUGACAAGUGUAUAGUGAGAGUUCUGGUUUCUUUUAAUAAACACAGAAAUGUUA
Molecule: messenger RNA, 3004 nt
Organism: Meriones unguiculatus (Mongolian gerbil)
Lineage: Eukaryota; Metazoa; Chordata; Mammalia; Rodentia; Muridae
Product: zinc finger protein 431-like
Exons: 4
Coding region: 113-1777 (554 amino acids)
Biological process (GO): regulation of transcription by RNA polymerase II
Molecular function (GO): DNA-binding transcription factor activity; RNA polymerase II cis-regulatory region sequence-specific DNA binding
Source: RefSeq, a predicted model, not a curated record